UGUGGCCGGUCAUAUGAUACUGCAAGCUUAGCUCUCCUCUCUCUCACUCUUUCCCUGGUCUCUCUUGCUAAUGGCAGUCCAUUUGGAGAGGAGAGGGAUACUGAGGGCUAGUGUGAACAUUGUUAGAGUCCUUAUAGGAGUCUCUCUCGUCCUACUCUCAGGAGUUCUCUCUGAAAGUGGUGGAAUCCUCAAUCGCUGUAGAGGUGGUUUUGCCAACCUCUCUUCCAUCAGCUACUGGCCAAGACACGAUAUAUCUAGGGAGCUCUUCUCCCUCCUCACUGGCCUACUAGUGUUUGUAGUAGGUGGCCUACACUUAAGAGCUGGUCUUUUAGUAUGGCUACUCACGCAAUGGAGUCUAUUUGUUGGGUGGGGUUCAUAUAUGAACGUUGGUAGCUCUGAGACCGACACAAACAGUCGUUCAGGUAUAUUUGACUGGUUGCUUGGAAGACAGGAGGAACAUUGGGAUUAUACUCAACGUGUCCUGAGAGAAUAUUCCGGAAUGUCUCUCAGAGGACUCAUAUGGACCGCACCUCAAGGCUACGCCCUACAACAGCUAGGCUUUGGCUGGCAGUACAGCCUCUCUGGUAGUCUAAUGGGCCCAGUGUAUUUUGUAGGCUCUAGAACUGGUAUUGGAGACAACGAUGGUAACUCAACGCGUCACGGGGAAAAUGAUUUCUUUGAUUCUACGACUGCCUACUCCGAGUACGUGUGGGGCACACUAGUCUGGUUCUUUCUUAUUGUAUCGUGUCUGACUCAGCUAGUUCACUCCGUGAGGGUUUGGGUCUACAACAGGAGCAAUCCACUCACCCCCAAUAAUCCAGUGAAUCCUCAGAGUCGGUAUAACGCUCGUUUGUACGCGUCUCUCAAUGUCUUCCCAUGUGAGGUGAUCUAUAAUAUAAUAUUCGCUGUACUUUGGGCUCUGUUCGCUUCGUCCAUUAUUUUUUAUUCUCUUAUAAACCAGUCUGAUAUCCGUAACAAGGCACAGACGUUUUUCGGUCUGACUGUAUCGACACUCUCUCUUACCUUUUUUAUCGGUUGGAGGUGGGGUUCCUGCUACCAUGGACUAAAGCAAAGGAGAGAAGCCACUAGUGAUGCUAGCAAUCUAGUCCAAGUCACUCCAGUAACGAGAAGACAGCAGCAACACUUAUACAGGGCAGCGAACGACCUUGAAAGAGGAGGGGGAGGAGGAGAGCAAGAGACAGAUCCUCUUUUACCCUGGCCGUACUCCCAUCCUGAUAAAGCAUACGCUAACCGUCGCUCCCCUGUCCCCUGUGAUUCUCUUCCUCUUUCGUCCACUAACAGUGCAUACAGUCCAGUGUUAUUCUCCUCCAGGACUGCCGUCAAUAAUAGACAGAGGGUAAGACGAAGGAGUGGCCGUUACUCGAGAUUCUCGCUAUCUUGUAUCAUGGCUUGGGCCUUCCUUGAAAAGUGGGUGUGGCUAGAUUUCUUUGCCAUUUCCCGUCACCUGAUUGGUUUCGUGUCGCUAGCGGCAACAGCUGUUACUUUGGUUACGACUUCAAUUGCGUUUGUAUGGGAUAUUGAAUCGCCCAGAUUCAGAACUAACAUUAGUUGUUAUGAUUGAUGUGCAUAAAUGAACAUGAGCAGCAAAACGAAAUACCAGUAUAUAUACAUGCAUAUGUAUCUAUUAUGUCAUAAAGUUAUUAUUAUUAUUAUUAUUAUUUUUAAUAUCAUUACAAAUUAAAGUGCAAUGAAUGACAAUUUAAUGUACAAAGCAGCUUUGAGCUAAUUGUCACUGUGGUAACAGAAUCAAAUUAGAAAA
Messenger RNA from Amphimedon queenslandica, 1780 nucleotides. RefSeq lists its product as uncharacterized. Bases 71 to 1582 code for a protein of 503 amino acids. The record is from RefSeq and is a predicted model, not a curated record. Lineage: Eukaryota; Metazoa; Porifera; Demospongiae; Haplosclerida; Niphatidae. The transcript is spliced from 3 exons.